AUGGCACCCCUUGAGAUUCUUCCCGGCGAGCUACUCAUUGAGGUCGGAGGAUGCCUGGUUGACCUGGAUAAUAUCAGUUUCCAUGACCCGAACAGCCUUGCACCGACUCUUAGGCGCUUUGCACUCAAGAACCUCUAUCUUAUUCAUUGGGCAGCGGCAGAAGGUCAUCAUCACCUGGUAAAAUUACUUCUUGAUGCGGAGGUUGAGGUUGAUCGCCAGACCCCCAAUCGCCGUACUCCUCUUCAGGCUGCUGCUUACAGUGGGAAGCUCGAGGUUAUGACAUAUCUUCCCUACAGAGGUGCAGACGUUAGCGCGCACUAA
Molecule: messenger RNA, 321 nt
Organism: Tuber aestivum (summer truffle)
Lineage: Eukaryota; Fungi; Ascomycota; Pezizomycetes; Pezizales; Tuberaceae
Source: the annotation of a GenBank genome assembly